UUCUCGUUCAUUCACUCCACUUGAAGCAUGACGAGCUCUAGAAACUCUCCUUUUUUUCCUCCUCAUUGUUUCAUGGUGAGAUGAGAUGGUUCCAUGACCAUGAAUUUAUUGAGUCUGGACCUUCUCUGCAUCACAGCUUUAGUUCUUGCAUCCGUCUAUCUUAUUCUCCCAGCUUCUUCUCUUGAUCAAUGGCCUGCCCCAGCCCCUCAGGUCUCGUUAUCGGAUGAAAAGACGCGUUUGGGCUCGACCCCACCAAGCUGCCAUAGCCGUUGCAACGAUUGUAACCCAUGCAUGGCGGUGCAGGUGCCGACUAUACCAGCUCACAGCCGCGGUGGGCCCGGCUUGGGCAAUGCAUUUCCUUUGGAUAUGUCAUCGUCGUCGUUGAUUAGCAACAAGUACUCUAAUUACAAACCAUUGGGGUGGAAGUGCCGGUGUGGGGACCGCCUUUUCAAUCCCUAGAAGGGUUCUAUAUUUGAUCGGAAUCGUCCAUCGUUAGAAGAGAUUGAGAUUGAGAUGGGUUUUGAAGGUUAGCAUCUGACAGUGGCCACGGAUUGGAAACAUCAGUUGGGUGGAAGUUAGGGCUUGGGGGCCGCCUUUUCAAUCCUUGGAAGGGUUCUGCAUGAGAUCGGCACCGUCCAUCUGCUAAAGGAGGCUGAGAUUGAGGUGGAUUUGGAUGGCUAGCAUCUGAACGUUGCCACAGAUUAGUAACAUAAAUUGGGUGGAAGAGCUGUUGUGGGGACCGCAUUCUCAGUCCUCAGAAGGUUCUUCAUACGAUCGACAUUGUUCAUCGUCUAAAGGAGGUUGAGAUUGAGAUUGGUUUUGGUGGUUAGCAUUGAUAGUGGCCACAGAUUGGUGAAAUGAGUUGGGUGGCAGUGCUGUUGCGGGUACCGCCUUUUCAAUCCGUAGAAGCGUUCUCCAUGUGAUCCGAACCGUCCAUCGGUUAAAUGAGAUUGACAAUGAGAUGGGCUUUGAUGGUUAGGAUCUGAGAGUGCCCGCGGAGAGGGGAACACGAGUUGGGGUGGGGACCACCUUUUCAAUCCUUAGAAGGUUUCUCCAUGCAAUCGGCACCGUCCGUCUGUUAAAAGAGGCAGAGAUUGAGCUGGGUUUGUAGGUUAGCAUCUGAUAAGUAACAUGGAUUGUUUCUAUUAUGGGCUUGCAACACCAUUAACAGCCUCUUGUUUUGCUUUCUUUUGUUUGCUUUUUCUCUGAUAGGAUUACGUAGAGAAACGACAGCGUACGUUUGCUGCGGUAUUUACUCCACUUGAAUUUUAUACUGUAUAGAAGCUGUCAAAGGCCUGUUAGUCUCAUUUAUUUACUGAAAUGGGAUUCUUCUAUUUUACGUUA
Molecule: messenger RNA, 1344 nt
Organism: Magnolia sinica
Lineage: Eukaryota; Viridiplantae; Streptophyta; Magnoliopsida; Magnoliales; Magnoliaceae
Product: EPIDERMAL PATTERNING FACTOR-like protein 1
Exons: 2
Coding region: 94-459 (121 amino acids)
Biological process (GO): guard cell differentiation; stomatal complex development
Source: RefSeq, a predicted model, not a curated record